UAAAGUGACCGAAAGGUCACGCUUGGGGACCAAAUACGCCAUUUAUGCGGCACCCAAUUUAACAACAAAAACAUUGCCAUUUUCGACAUUAUCAUUCACUCAUCACUAACCAGUUGACCCGUCGGACUGCUGCAAAUUCCUAAUAAGGGCAUUAUUUACAAGCCUCCGGCGAUAUUAUUCCCGGCAGCUCCAGGAAACCCUAAUAAUGGCUUCUCCUAUACCACCACCAAGCUCCGCCGCUUCCGGCGGCUUCCAAAACCCUAACAAGUCAUUAAGCUUCUUUGCAAACGCAAUGAAGAGAAAGGACAGUUUCAUACAGUUCUUCGCUAUGACUGGAAUCCUUCUAUUGAGCGUUCGAUCACUCGGGCAAAAGUAUCGCAUACAUGAUCUCAUGGAGGAUAAUGCUGCGCUGGAGGAAGAACAACAAGGACUUGUUCAGCGAAUGAAUCAUAUCAGGCAAAGCUUACUUGCUGAAGCUGCUCUUGACCCCACUGGCCGCUUUGCUUCACGCCUUCACCGCCUUUUUGGCGAAGACAGUUGAAGAAUAUGAUUAUGUUGUUCUAGGUAUCAUGGAUUCAAAUGUACGUGUGGGGAAGGUUAUUUGAUAUCUCCCAUCUGGAAUGCCCGUUGAAUCUUGUCAUGCCAAAGCAUUAUUGACCUUCAAUCCCCCAAUCUCGACUCUAGAGAUCAUGAUAUGCAGUUCAUAUACUUAACAAUAACCUUCCACUUUGUUGCAUCAACGGAUGGAGAUUUACUUGUGAAUUUUCGUUCUCUUAUUGUAAAAGCUCCUUUUAUUCCAGAUUUAUCUUUCUUAUUUGAAUCUUGUAAUUUUUUCAACACCUUGAUACUUCUUCUUUGGUUUGAUUGAAAAAGGAAACCAAGGAAACAAAUCUUCAAUGGAUAUGUAGGCAACUCUGUUUGAUGUAAGGUUAAGUGAAGCCCGAAAGAUUGCCUCAGUUUAGAUUAUUAUUAUCUACAACUCAGGAAUAUGAAAUUUAGAACUUAUUAAUAAUUGUGUAGCAUGCCAUGUAAAUGUGUGCCAGGAUCGAGUUUGUAGGCUCCACAUUCAGAGUUCCUUAAUUAUUCCUUCCAGGCUUGGCUCUAGAGUCUAGUCUGUACGGGUUCAACGGAAGCUUCUUGUGAUGGGCUAGCAGCUUGUGGUUGUCGUGACGCUGGACUCCAACAAUUGUACCCACUGUUUUUUUCUGUAAAUUUGUUGCUGGGCUGCUUGGUUCGGCUGCUUUAGUUUCCUACAGCAAUUCCAAAAGAUUGUUUUAGAU
This is a messenger RNA of Nicotiana attenuata, 1280 nucleotides long. RefSeq lists its product as uncharacterized. Lineage: Eukaryota; Viridiplantae; Streptophyta; Magnoliopsida; Solanales; Solanaceae. The transcript has 2 exons. The record is from RefSeq and is a predicted model, not a curated record. Bases 206 to 541 code for a protein of 111 amino acids.